This is a messenger RNA of Sesamum indicum (sesame), 360 nucleotides long. The record is from RefSeq and is a predicted model, not a curated record. NCBI's taxonomy places the organism in Eukaryota, Viridiplantae, Streptophyta, Magnoliopsida, Lamiales, Pedaliaceae.
AUGGCAACCAAGAUUUUAUCUCUAGUGGUGAUUGCAGCAUUUGCCACUGCCAUUAAUGGCAGAUACUUACCUGUCGAGAACCCUGGAGCUGGAAUGGAAACGGCGUUCUUUCAUCAGCACUUGCCUCCUUUCGGCGGGGCUUUUGGUGGAUUCAGAGGUGGCGCUUGGCCUGGCUUCGGCGGUGUGGGCGCAGGGUUUGGUAGUAGCGGCGGAAUGGGCGGUGACUUGGGUAGUGGAUCAAGUUUUGCUGGUGGAGCUGGAGAUGAAACUGGGAGUGGUGGCAUUGGAAGGGUUGUAAGUGGUGGAGGCGUGGGCGGUGAUACACUUGGUAGUGGAGUUGAAGGCGGAGUAUUGCCUUGA